AUGUCCGAUGUGCAGACGACUGUGACUGAGCCGGCUGGCCCGCUCAAGCUGGACGAGGAGGCUCUGAGGGUGUUGGAAGCGCAUAGCAGUGUAGACUCGGUUGGGGAGGGAACUAAGGAGAAUGGGGAGGGCAAAGAAGAGGAGGCUUUGGAGAGCCAUGAGGUCAUUGAGCUACAGGCGUUCAGCGAGCGCAAGGACUGGAUCGUCGACAAAAUAAAGCUCCUGGAGAGCAUGCCCCCUCUGGACCUAUUCGUCGGUCUCGACGCCGUCCGCGAGUCUGCGCUCGAAGUACCUGGUCUGCCUACACGCGAAGAGCUCAAGCAGUGGCUGGUGGAACACGACAAGAUCGAGAAGGAGACGGAGAUAUUCGACUCGGGCGAGCUUACAAAGUUCAAGAAGAUCACCAAGGCCGCGGCAAAGCGUAACUUGUCUCCUCAGGACACGGACCUCAUCGAGAUUACGCUCACGACCAUCUUCGAAUUCGACAAGCUCCUACAUCUCCUGCGUGAUCGUUCCGAACAGCUCGACCUCCUAGGCGUGCGUCUGACUUGGGAGGAGCACCGUAUUGGUGCAUGGUCCGACCGCGCACGCAUCCUAGACGACCUCGAAGCCUUCUUGACGACCCGAGCGAAAUGGUCCCCUUCAGUCUACGAGUCCGUUCCUCCAGCAUCAGACCCAUCAUCUCCUUCCCGCCGCGGUUCCAUCACGUCUCUCAAGUCCAACUCUUCAUCAAACUUAGCUUCCUCGGGGUUCAGCCGUGCUGCAAGAUAUACACUUGCUGAGAACCUGUCCAGAGAGGCUGCCGGUUUCUCCAGUCGAAUCACGUCGUUGCGCCACAGUCGGAUCGCCGGUGCUGGGAAGGCGCUGGACAAGCUCAUUGAUAACAGUCGGAAGCCCGUGCCAGAGGUGCUUCUCGAUGAACAGGAUAAGCUGGAGGAGCGCGGUAUAGCGGAGAUGGAGAAUGUUGGCAAGUUCGUGAUGGACGUGGUCACGCAGUGGCGAAAAGCGGACGAGUUCUACGUCGAGACGCUCAAGGAUCAGGCCGCUGCCCAGCAACUGCUCGACGAGAUUGACGCCGCGAAAGUCGGACAUCCCGCCCAGCGCUUAGACGCCACAUUUACGUCCAAAGCCGGCGCCAUCUCCAAACGGUUGCACGCCCGGGACAUCACGUCCUCCCCCGUCUCCCUCUUUCCCCGCCCGCGGCAUGCUCUCUUCCCGAAGCAAACGGAGACGAAUAAGGCCGUGACAGACGUGCUGGACACUGAACUUGCUGUUGGACGCGACGUUGCGAAGAAGGCCGAGGAUGCUGCUGCGGAGUAUCACCGGGCUUUCGAGGCCGUGAAACUCGUUGAGGCCAUCACGACUUCAGCAACGUCACUUGCCGCGCGAUGCGAUGCGAUCCUGUCACGUCUCGCCGGCGGCGUCGAGAACGUAGGAGACGGCGACGGGUCACCGGUUAAUCUCGACUCCAUAGCGUGCCUCCAACCUACGGCCCAUUCAGCUUAUCUCGCUUUGCUACCAUCUCUCCUCCGUGACCUGGAUGAAGCAGAGUCCGCCGUGCGCGAGCUCCUCCCCAAAGGACGAGCGGCCAUGCUCGGCUUGAACGACAUCGCCGUAGACCUCGACUUCAAGGCCGAAGCCGUUGCCUCUCUCGAUCGUCUUUCCGCCGUUGUCUCCGCAGCACGCUCAGCUCGUGACAACGCUGAAAGCGGCGUUCAGUCUUUACGCGAAGUGCGUAAGAUCUGGGCGGCAGCUGAAGGUGUAUUGCAAGACCUCUCAAGCUUGAAAUCCGAUGCAGAAGAAGCUGUGGACCGUGGACGAUGGAGACCUCAACCGAACGUACUUGCCACACCCGAGAGCAUUGUGUCACCUCUACCCUCUAUCGUCCCAGCCGACCAGCUCUUGUCCCUCUUAGCAACACUCCGCACACGUCUCGCCGAAACCGUUCAAACCCCCAUCCACUCCCUCUCAUUACCCGUCACGCCAACGCUGAACGACUACCUCACCCAUCGCGCAACAUGUCUCUCCGAAGCCCUCGAUCAGAUCGAGCGUACGGCGGGCGCGGCAGCGUCUGUCGAGAAGCAGGCAUCGGCGUUACGAACUUUAUACGAGGACGCGAAUGUUGUUCAAGAGCACAUCGGCGUAUUGAGGGAGAGGUACAGGGAGCACUGCGACGAUACGCUCUCCGGCGCGAUGUAUAACCCGAGCGAGUGGGACGUCACAGACGAGCAGCUCUCCGAAGAGCUUUCCGCAUGCGAAGCGGCCGUUCACAGGCUCGUAGAGAGUGUACCAUCGCGCGUCCCGUUCGUCGCGGGUAGUCCUUCGCCAGCUACAUCACCGAGGAGAAGAAGGCAGACGAGUACGGGCGAUAUCACGCUUGACUCGCUUCCGUCAUUGUUACCGCUCGAGAUGCCGGUCAACCUUACACAUGUGGACGACGAUGCGCGCGCAGGGUGCAAUACGCUCACGGCGAGGUUGCAUGGGGACAUCGACGCUGUGAAGCGCUCAGCGGUUCAUUCGCAGCUCGCGAGACGCGCGAGGGAUCUGGACGAGAGUCUCGGGCCUAUCCGAUCCUUGUUGCUCGAUGCACAAGACGCCUCGAAGGAUCUGCAAAGUCGACUCGAUGCAGUGGAGUUCUUGCCUGAAUCUGGGCCGGCGUUCGGCGAGGUCGCGGAGAGAGCUGCGCGGACGCAGAAGGAAUGGGCUCCUUCUAUCUCGCAGACGCUCGAGCUUGUACAGCAUAACCUCUCAUCGCUCAUUGUGUUGAGGGAGAGAGAUGAGGAUCCGUCCAGCUAUAACAUCGUCGAUGCAAGAUCGAGAGUGGUGGAGGAAAUGCAGGCCGAGUUCGACGCGUGGGUUAAGCGCACGAGCGAGGUGCAUGAGAGGGCUAUUGCUGAGCAAGGCAAAGCCGAGGAGGCAUUGAGGAGAAAGAGGGAGGAGGAGGAAGCUGAGCGGGUCAGGGUUGAGGAGGAGAGGCGGAGAUUGGAGGCGGAGGAACGUGCGAGGGUGGAGGCGGAGGAGGCGAAGCGGCUGGAAGAGGAGAGGUUGGCGGAGGAGGAACGUGUGAGGAGAGAGAGGGAAGAGAAGGAGCGGUUGGAGAGGGAGGAAGCGGAGAGGCUGGCGCGUGAGGCGGAGGAGAGGAGGCGGAAGGCGGAGGAGGAGGAGAGGAGACGUCUCGAGGACGAGCAGGCGCGAUUGGCGUCUGAGAGGCGGCAACGCGAAGAGGAGGAGCGAUUGCAACGUGAGGAGGACGAGCGUCUGGCGCGCGAGGCGCGAGAACUGGCGGAGAAGGAGGAGGCGGAAAGGCGAGAGAGGGAGCUUCGCGAGCAGCAAGAACGAGAAACAGCGGAGAAGAGGCGACGAGAGGAAGAGAUGGAACGGAGGUUGCAGGAGGAGGUUGGGAAGCGGAUGAAGGCGGCCGAGGAGAAACGUCAAGGCGAGGAGGCCGAGCGCAGACGGCGACGAUCAGAGGAGAUCCAACGGACUGCAUCUCUGAACGAGGCUGAUGAAGAUGCAUUGCGCGAAGCUGAGGAGAUCUUUGGAUCGCCCAGUCGCUCUGCACCUCCGUCCGAAGAGAUGAUCUCGCUAUCCCGUCUCAUCCAUGGACUGCGCGAGCGAUUGAAGGAGCUCGGUAUCAACUCCUUGGUCCGGCCGCACAAGUCGUCAAGGCAUUCUUCAUUGCCGUCGAAGGGCCGUACUGCUCUGGUGGCAGCACAAUUCGCCGAGCUAUCCGCUGAAGUUGCCGCUCUUCCCGCAUCUGCCGACCAUGUAUCCGUAGAAGCGGAGUUGCGAUCCCUACGCGGCGACAUCCUCGCUACAGAGGGUCUCCUCCAACGCCUUGUCAACCUCGCCGAACUCGGCCGCUCAAUACAGGAGUGUGACUCUGCUCUGAGUGAUCUGCUCGAACAUGUCGAUAGCUUCCCUGGUCUCCCAAUGGGCCCGUUGUCCUCGAGCCAUACGUCGUCUAUGAUGCUCACUCCCGAAGAGCAACUAUCAGCGCGAAUGGCGUUUACGGGUUCGCUCGUGGAUGAGAUGGACGACCACUUCGCCAAGGUCGCCGACGAUUUCCGUGCUGCUGCAGAACAGUCAAGGAUAUCGCAAACGUGGUUGGAGCUUGAGGCCAUGGCCACCGAUCGAGUGCAAGGUCGGAAGUCUAGACCGCCCAGCACUGUAAGCUCUGGUAGGAGCAGUCGAGCAUCUAUUGAUAGCUAUCGCCCUGCAAUCAAGAAGAAGACCAGUCACUAUUCGACGCUUUCCGUGGGCGGCUCAUCCCGUGCUUCUGGACAGUUCUUGACACCUGGACCCGCGCAUCCUUCGGCUUCAAGGAGAUCUGUAUCCAACAGGGAAAGCACGCAAAGUCGGUCGGCCAGCCGCGUCUCCACACUUUCGUCCAGAUCUACUUCUGGACCAAUGCAUCCGCCUUCGCCAUCCACGAACCUGUUCAGUUCGACCUAUGCCUCAAGACAACGUACGACAAGUGUUUCCUCGAACGCUGGAACGCCAUCCAAGCCGCCAUCAAGACCUCGGGCGCAGACCGGCCAACGAGGACGAAGUGUCGUGUCCCCUACGCCUUCUGAUGCCUCUUCCGGCUCACGCUCCUUCAACCCUCUUUCGCGCUCGACAAACUCCUCACGGCCGGGUUCAACAUUCGGCCGUGCCCCUCGCUUGUCUUUCUCGAAUACACCACGCUCCCCGCCUCCUGCCAAGGCACCGCGUCCACGCAAGGCAUACGUAGCCAAUCCGAAGAACAAGCUCGACGUUGCCGUCGGCGAAGUCGUCAAUAAUCUGCCCGUCCAUGUCGAUAUUGACAUCGAAGUCGCCGAAGGAUCCGACUGGCAAGACCAGAGCGGAAAGUACUGGAUCGGUACUGAAGACCCGAAGCUAUGCUUCUGCCGUAUCUUGAGAUCGCAGACUGUCAUGGUGAGGGUAGGUGGAGGGUGGCAAGAGUUAUCAAAGUUCAUCCAGAAUCAUUUCGCCGACAGCUUCCGCUUGCUUCCCGAACAAACAGCACAUAUAGGCUCGCGAGAGGAGAAGUGGAUAUCUUCGACUACCCUACUUGAGGCGCAGGAGCCUAAUCUGACUCCACCGCGUGCACCCAAGACGCCCGAGCCGAACGGCGUGCCGUCUUUCGUAUUCCAAACACCUGGAGCGAAGAGUCCGCAUUCUCUCAAGAGCUCGCCGUCACCUGGGUCGCCGCUUACGCCCUUACAAUUCAUGCGUCGUGCGGACCAUGAAGGUGCACGACCCGGUACACCAUCGAAAGCGCCAGUCGUGCGUCAACGGCUACAUUCGACACUGGGCACCCCACGACCCGCUCAAGCUCCCGUAUGGAAGCCAUGA
Peniophora sp. CBMAI 1063 is the source of this 5340-nucleotide messenger RNA. NCBI's taxonomy places the organism in Eukaryota, Fungi, Basidiomycota, Agaricomycetes, Russulales, Peniophoraceae. The record is from the annotation of a GenBank genome assembly.